Galendromus occidentalis (western predatory mite) is the source of this 1635-nucleotide messenger RNA. RefSeq names its product RNA-binding protein MEX3B. The record is from RefSeq and is a predicted model, not a curated record. Gene Ontology annotation, molecular function: RNA binding. NCBI's taxonomy places the organism in Eukaryota, Metazoa, Arthropoda, Arachnida, Mesostigmata, Phytoseiidae. The transcript is spliced from 3 exons. Bases 1 to 1443 code for a protein of 480 amino acids.
AUGCCUGCCGCGCUCUUUGUCGAUAUGGACCGAUCACCUGAAGACCAAGUGUUUCAGCUGGCAUUUGAGCUGUCGAGGCUCGGCCUCCAGCCCGCUUCUCCCGACGCCACCGCGACGUCGCCAACGACUACGACGUCGAGCAACUCCGUCUCGAGUUCGAUCACAUCAGCGAUCACACCGUCAAGCCAACUAGGCGAUUUGCACAGUUUCGGACAAACCCAAAUCAGUCCCUGCAACGGUGGUGGUAGUGGUGGUUCCACAGAUCUCGUCGUUGUCGACGGUCGCACUCAGAAGAAAUCUCAGAACACAACGGAAUGUGUGCCCGUGCCCAGCUCAGAACAUGUUGCUGAAAUCGUCGGUCGUCAAGGUUGCAAGAUCAAAGCACUUCGUGCCAAGACCAACACCUACAUAAAAACUCCUGUUCGAGGAGAAGAGCCAGUUUUCGUGGUCACAGGACGCAAAGAAGAUGUCAACGCUGCGAAAAAAGAAAUUCUUUCCGCCGCUGAACACUUCUCGUCAAUUCGCGCACAGAGGAAAACAAAUGGGCUUAAUUCCAUGGCACCAGGACCCAAUUCUAAUAUGCCUGGUCAGACUACGAUUCACGUCCGAGUUCCCUACCGCGUGGUCGGUCUUGUUGUUGGCCCGAAGGGAGCAACGAUCAAACGCAUUCAACAGCAGACGAACACCUACAUUGUGACUCCCUCCCGGGAGAAAGAGCCGGUGUUCGAAGUGACGGGACUGCCCGACAACGUGGAGACUGCGCGCAAGGAGAUCGAAGCGCACAUUGCCAUGAGGACCGGGGGUAGUCUUCACGACCACGGCUCUAUCGGAUCAGGAACCGACGAUGAUUUAUCGUUCGGCGGACCUGCUACCGGGGCUCACUCUCUGAAAGCGCUGGAUAGCCUGGGCAUGCAAGAUACCGUGUUCGGACCGUGGUCCGCUCUCGUCUCGCAGCAACAACAGCAGCAGCAGCAGAGCCGGGAUUCUGCACCGGCCAUCGGAUCGGCUUUUCCGUUCCAUUCGAAGCUGUAUCCAGCCAUGAACAUGUCGUUCCUGGAGGAAGAAAAUCCCUUCACAGAUUCCCAUGGACCGGUAUGGCCGGACUUCACGGGCGGCCAGACCGGCGGCCGGCUGACCACAAGUUCCGGUAGCCAGUCUUCAACAGAGGGAUCUCUGGACUGCUUUCGCUACGGUCCCGUCGGCGACCGGGUUUCGCCAACAGACUCCCUAGGAUCCGCGGGACGUGGACCAGGAGCGAAGAUUGCUUCCACCGUUACGCGGGAGUGUGUCGUGUGUUUCGAGUCGGAGGUGGUGGCCGCGCUCGUCCCGUGCGGCCACAACCUCUUCUGUCUGGAGUGCGCGAACCGCCUUGUCGCUUCUUCCAAGCCCCUCUGCCCUGUUUGCGAAAAGCACUGCACACAGGCCGUCAGGAUCAGGAACUAAUUGACAUCUUCAGCACUUUCGUCGAUCCCUCCUGCCCACCACUACCCACCGAUCCAUUGGUGCGAGACCAGCAUCAAUGGCGAAGAGAGGAUGACGACGAAAACAUCGAGAGAUGUUGCACAAGAAGAAAAACCCCGUUCAUAACUUUCUUCUCUAUCGCAAGAUACUUCAAAACAUGGGCAAAAGUGACAA